GAGUCGAAUCGUGUUUCCUGGAUUACUUGGACUCUUUUUAUUAAAUAAAUAACUUAGAAGCUUCUUUCAAGAUGUCGAAAGUGACUUUUAAGAUUACGCUGACUUCGGAUCCGAAAUUACCAUUUAAAGUAUGCUGACGCUGCAGUGCUGAAGUUACUUCGUAAAGCUAUGGACGUGGUCGCUAAGCAAUUCAUUGGCCUUUUCCAAGAUUUUCUCCAACUCUGCCAACUUCACGACUGGCCUAACAAUGACACGUCUGAAACAGAAAUUAAAAAUGCAUUCUUUGUAGCCCAUCAUAUAGAAAAAUGUCUAGAUAAAUUUCAAAGAAGAAAUAUGAUCAGUGACGUCCUAUCCAUAUUGAAUAAUGAACAUGACAUGUCAGCCAUGGUGCUCAAAAACUGUUUCGCAGAUCCACCAAAAUGCAUAUUAAAGAAAAUUAUAACUUCCAAUACUAAAAUAACACAAAUGGAUUUAGGUUUCAAAAUAUUUCUUCAAAAUUUCUCAGAGGAUAGAUUGGAGAGAUGCUUGUCUGAGCUAAUGUUAGAAGCAGCUUCGAAGGAGACUCUUCUUAGAAACUUAUCUGUACAAAUGUCAAGAGACAAAAUAAUGCAGUUCAAAAGUAAUAUUCUAUUGAAUGAACUUAACAACUGUGAAGAUCCAAAGGAACCUAUAAUUACUAUGCUAGAUAACUGCACUCAGGAUACAGUUGAUUUACUAGUCUUAAGUUUAAUAAAUAAGGAACUGAAGUAUCAUAGUGCUGUUAACAAUAUUAUUAACACACUAAUAACAGUCAUGUCAAAACGAAAUCACAAUUACAAGCAAUUCUGGAAAUGUUUAAUCAAGGUGGAUGAGAAACAAUUUAUACAACUAUGUUUAGAUCAUUCUGAUUUGUGUAAAAUGAUUGUAAAAGCUCUAUUAGACUGUGGGAAGUUGCUGAAAGAGAAUAUGUCUUCAGAAUUCUUUUACAUAGAUCUGACAUAUUCUGAGCUAGUGGGUGUAGUGCAGAGGUUCUGCAAAGAUCGGUGUUUAAGAUUAGAGUUUGAAGACAUAGUUAGGAGUAGUUCUGAUGAUUGGAUGUUUUGGGAGAAUAUGUUGCCAUCAUGAUAAAUUUUGGUC
Cydia amplana is the source of this 1116-nucleotide messenger RNA. It is a transcript of the gene Ufm1, whose product is annotated as ubiquitin-fold modifier 1. Bases 169 to 1104 code for a protein of 311 amino acids. NCBI's taxonomy places the organism in Eukaryota, Metazoa, Arthropoda, Insecta, Lepidoptera, Tortricidae. Gene Ontology annotation, cellular component: cytoplasm; nucleus. Gene Ontology annotation, biological process: protein K69-linked ufmylation. The transcript is spliced from 3 exons. The record is from RefSeq and is a predicted model, not a curated record.